UGGAGUGUUUCUCGAACACAAUCGAGCGACAACAUGCAGGAAAGUACGAUCUACAACAUCCUACCGUUGCUGCUGUGCGGUCUCUCCGUACCACUGUCCAUGUUCAUGUGGAUCGGCAAUGUUGCCUACUCGAAGAUCGCAAGCGAUGGUUCCAAUAGCAUUAUUCCACCGACCCGUUGGCUAUUUUCCGUGCUCGUCCCGAUACUUCUCAUGGUGUACGGAUUGAAGCGCAAAGGUGUGAAUAAAUCCGGUGCCGCAUUUGGAUUGGUGUGUGCGGUAAUACUUUCGAUCGCAUCACACGCAUUCCUGGCCUGUCUGGCGGCGUUCUUCUUCAGCUCGAGCCGGGCGACCAAAUUUCGGGGCCAUGCAAAGCGAAAGUUUGAGGAAGAUUUUAAGGAAGGUGGACAGCGUAACUGGGCCCAGGUGAUCUGUAAUGCGGGCAUGGCGACACAGCUGGCACUGCUCUAUUUGCUCGACUGUGGGUACGGUGAACGGCCGAUUGAUUUCGUGAAUCUUUAUCGAUCAAGCUGGCUUGGGGUGGCCGUGAUGGGAUCGUUCGCAUGCUGCAACGGAGAUACGUGGGCUAGUGAGCUCGGGACGGUUAUUGGGAGUGGUGAUCCAUUUCUCAUCACCAGCCGGAAGCGAGUUCCACGCGGAACAAACGGAGCUGUUUCGUUCGUUGGAUUGGUGGUGAGCUUUUUAGGAGGGACGUUGAUCGGUUUGGUUUAUUAUCUUACCAUCCGAUACACGGUUGAGACGAACAUUUAUCAAAACAGCCCGGAACAGUGGCCGUUAAUUGUGUUCGGUGGUAUGGCGGGAUUGUUGGGUUCGCUGGUAGACUCACUGCUUGGUGCAACGCUGCAGUAUUCGGGACAGAACGAACGGGGCAUGAUUGUGGAAAGGCCAGGCAAGCACGUGCGUCACAUCAGCGGGGUACGUAUUUUAGACAAUCACAGCGUCAACUUGAUAUCGACCAUCCUGACCGGCAUCAUGAUGCCCUCGAUUGCGAUGAAUCUCUGGGGGAUGUUUUGAUUGCGA
Anopheles maculipalpis is the source of this 1038-nucleotide messenger RNA. RefSeq names its product transmembrane protein 19. The transcript has 3 exons. Lineage: Eukaryota; Metazoa; Arthropoda; Insecta; Diptera; Culicidae. The record is from RefSeq and is a predicted model, not a curated record. Gene Ontology annotation, cellular component: membrane. The coding region runs from base 34 to 1032 and encodes 332 amino acids.